AUGGCGCCUAUGUCGCAGGAGGACCUCGAGUGGUUCAAGUCCACUUUCCAUCCGAUUCCUAAACCCCAGCUGCCGGACGACAGCGUGGAAUACUCGCUAUAUCUUAUUCCCUCCGGCCCCGCCCCCGCCGCCGCCGAGGAAGCUGCUGAAACACGGUCGCGUCUGCACGAAGUCCAGAAGACGGCGUCUGAACUCACGAAGACCUUGUUGAAGGAUUAUAUCUGGCAGCGAGAUGCCUUCAGUCUGGAGAUUGCCAAAGAAAAUGGUAUUACACUACUGCGAGGGCGAACAAACUAUGGAGACUCUAUUGAAGAUGAAUGGGUCAUUGUGUAUAUCCUACGCGAACUGACGAGAAGGCACAAGGAUCUCUGGGUCAAGGUCGUAGACAGUGAUGGCGAAUUCCUUCUUGUCGAAGCCUCUGGUACUCUGCCAGCAUGGUUAGAACCCGAAGUUGCAGACAAUCGAGUGUGGAUCCAUGAUGGCGAAUUGGUGAUCAUACGACCGAAGCAGGAGCCGAAAGGCUCCAAGAGAACAACGGAAAAGAUAUCGCUCGAGGAAUCCAGACGAAUUAUACGGGAAGAGCCGAAGCGACUUAUGCGGUCUGCGAUGAUACAGGAAGAAGCGUUCUAUAGGCUACGGAACUAUCCCAAGCAGAUCAGUGAAAAUCUUCACUCCGCUUUGGUGACUCUUCCACGAAAAGUUGCGUACUUGCUGCAUCAGAAACCUGCAUACGUUUCUCCUGCAGUUGAAACUUUCUACCUCAGAGAUCCAAUAGCUCUUCGACCACUCUGUGCCAAAGACCAAAACAACUUAAUAUUCAAACCGGAUGAUCUUGUAACGGUUAGCGUGCGGUUCACGAGAGUGGGAUAUGCACAGCUGAAGAGCCAGGACUUUCCCGUCCCUCAAAGUUGGAUAGGAAAACUACCACCGAAGACAGACCAAAAAGCGUACGACCGUGCGGAGUUGGGGAUGAAAUUGUCUUGUGGGUUCGAGAUGCUACUCUCCGACCCGCAGAAUCAGGACAAAGUGUCUGUGCGGGAAAUUAAACUAUUGCUGGAAGACGUCAGUACUGGAGAUGAGCAGCUGCCGACAGACGCUGAGAUCGCGAAGUGGGAUAAGCGGGAAGAUGACGAAAAGUGGUUGGAUAUCAACUAUGAGGAUCUGGAAGGGGAGCUAAGAGGGAAAGCUAAAGGAGAGGGUGCCGACAAGCCAGGAGCCUUCGGUGAUGCAAGCGCUCAGGAGAAUCUGCAGCGCAUCGUUGCUCGUUUCGAACAAUUCCUGAAUGAUGAAGCUGCUGAUUUCGAAGGUGCUGAUCUUAUCAACGAGUUUGAUUCUGACGAUGAUGACGACGAUGACGGUGACGACCUCAGCAGCGACGGUGAAGACAAAGAUGUAUCGUUCGAUGAGGAAGAAUUCUCUAGGAUGAUGAAGGAGAUGAUGGGGUUGCCUUCAGGCUCCGAGCCCAAGGGUGCCUCCCGUCCAACGAACCAGCGCAACAGAGUAGAAGAGUUGGACGAUGAGUCAGAAGAUGAUACAGAGCAGAUUCAGGAGCUGUCACGGCAGAUGGAAGCUGAGUUGAGAGGUACUGGCGUGCUUGACCUUAAUCGCCGCUCUAAAGGCCAGCACCAAUCUCUCAAGGGAAAAGGACGUUCUACGAGCAACGAAGGCGAUAAGUCGGAAGACGAAUUAAACACAGACGAAGAUAUCAACGUCAAUCUCGCUAAGAAUCUCCUCGAAAGUCUACAGAGCCAAGCCGGAGCAGCUGGUCCUGGCAGCAACAUGCUUGGCAUGCUAGGAAUGCAGAUGCCCAAAGAUAACCGACGAUAA
Molecule: messenger RNA, 1827 nt
Organism: Paecilomyces variotii
Lineage: Eukaryota; Fungi; Ascomycota; Eurotiomycetes; Eurotiales; Thermoascaceae
Product: putative regulatory factor Sgt1
Exons: 3
Coding region: 1-1827 (608 amino acids)
Cellular component (GO): nucleus
Source: RefSeq, a predicted model, not a curated record